Molecule: messenger RNA, 4386 nt
Organism: Scatophagus argus
Lineage: Eukaryota; Metazoa; Chordata; Actinopteri; Scatophagidae
Product: polycystic kidney disease protein 1-like 2
Exons: 23
Coding region: 63-3314 (1083 amino acids)
Biological process (GO): detection of mechanical stimulus
Cellular component (GO): membrane
Molecular function (GO): calcium channel activity; protein binding
Source: RefSeq, a predicted model, not a curated record
UUGCUGCUCCUACUACAGUUCCUGCAGCAUUAUGAGCUUUGGCUCUGUACAUCAUAAUAACCAUGGACAUGUUACUCCGAACUGCUAUAUUUUUGUGGAUUUUUUCAGUUGGAUUUCUGUUUUUCCCAGAAAAGUCCGAGGCCUGUCCAGGGAAUGACUUACCUAUGUUGUGUGAAUUUGUUUUCAGAAAUAUCUGUUUUGAGUUUGUUGAGGGAUCCGACACCUGGUCCCAAGCCAGGAGCAGCUGCGAAAAGCGAGGAGGGGAACUCCUGAAGGUGAUGAACAGCCCAAUCAAAAUCUUUCUGAAGAACAUCACCAGAGCUAGAACCAGCAAUUUCACCUGGUGGCUGGGGGAGAGGGUCCAAGAGACGUACCAGGGACCUGCCUCAGAAAAUGUUGGCGUUUUAAAUGACAGCUGCUCAUACAUGAAGCUGAAUCCACUUCAGCUCAUCACAACGUCUGACUGCAACCAGAGACGAGGUUUCCUCUGCAUCCACAGAUUCUGGUCUUCACUGAACAAAGAGACGCCAUUAGUAUCCAGUUCUGCAACUCCAUCUCGGCUCAAAAGGGAUGUAGAUGCCAACAUUGUCAGACUUCUCCAGGAAGCAGAUGAAGAGCUACUGCGAAUGGAAACGACAGCAGGGGAACCGACAAAUCGCGGCAGUAAAAAAUUCAUUCAGGAUUUGUUGGAGGGCACGAAAACAGUAACUCCAGAAUUUGCUAGGAAAAACAAUGACACGAUCAGACACAUCAUCCGCUGUAGCACUGGCAUCCUUCUUCUCUCGAUGAAAAAAUGUGACAUCCACAUUAAUCCAAACCCACCGACUUUGCUUGAGAGUGUCCUUGAGAUCAUUCGGACUGUCUCUGGGCUGCUGGGUACCACAGAGACUACUACUAUCAGGCACCCAUCAGGCACAAUCUAUGAGAGCUUUCAUAAACCUGCUGACCUCAGCAAUUCAGUGCUGGGUUCAGAGAAAGAUGGUGAGUUCAUUAAACUCCCAUCAUAUUCAGCGCUUCAGUCUCAGCUCGGACAGUACAGCAAAAUCUCCGCUCAGAUGGCUACAUUCUCAAGUAAUCCCCAUCCAUCUGAUGACAAUGUAACAGGGACUGUUAGCAGCCUUUCACUUCGUGAUGGAGACACAGAAAUAAAGCUAACAAACCUGCCAGAGAUGAUAGAGAUCUAUAUGCCUCGUUUAAAUGCGUCAGCAGUCAUGAAUAGUACUGUUGUGUUGGAGAAAGAUACAAGAGCUCUGACCACAUUCAACAUCUUAGACCCUAAUGUGACCAUCUUCUUCAGCGUGGAGCCCAGUGCCAAUGUGUCAUUGAUUCUUAAGUUGUCUCAAGGGUCACCUCCUAACCAUACAUACUCUAGCAACUCCACCAUCCUGAGCCAAACAGGAGGCUAUCGCUGGAUGAUAACUCCAGAGAUGUUACAGCAGACUCCUGGAGUCUGGCAUGUUGACACCAGACUCUUUAAUUCUACUUGGGAGCCAGGUCUGACACUGAGGAUCAGUUCUUUUAUGAGCAAAUGCUUGUACUGGGACACAGAGAACCAGACAUGGAGCACUGAUGGCUGCCAGGUGGGAGAGAAAAGCACUCCAGGACGAGCACAGUGUCUGUGUAACCACCUCACUCUCUUCGGGAGCUCGUUCUUUGUGAUGCCGAACCACGUGGACGUAUCUCGCACAUCGGAGUUGUUUGCCACUGUGUCUGAGAACUACGUGGUGCUGGCACUGUUGUGUGCUUUCUUUGGCCUGUACCUGAUCACUCUGCUGUGGGCCUGCUAUGCUGACCGCAGGUCACGCUCCAAGAGGAAGAUGACUCUUCUGGAGGACAAUCAUGCCGGCGCACUGUACAACUAUCUGAUCAGUGUUCAAACUGGCCAUCGCAAGAAUGCUGGGACUACUGCCAAUGUGACAGUGAAGCUGACUGGCUCAGAGGGAGAGAGUGACUUACACAACCUCACAGAUCCUGACAAGCCUGUGUUUGAGAGGGGAGCUGUUGAUAUGUUCUUGUUGGCCACACCUUUCCCACUGGGCGAAGUGCGUAACCUCCGGCUGCAGCAUGACAACUCUGGAGGCCAUCCGUCAUGGUAUAUAAACAAGGUGACAAUACAAGACCUCCAAACACGACAGGUGUGGCAUUUCUUAUGUGACUGCUGGCUGAGCGCUGAUCGUGGAGACGGCAUGACCAAGAAAGCCUUCAGUGCUGCAAAGAGCAACGAGAUUACCAGCUUCAGGAAUAUUUUCCAGAGUAGAACAUCCACUGGUUUUAGGGACGAACACAUCUGGAUGUCCAUAGUGGAUCCUCCCUCACGCAGUCCAUUCACACGAGCCCAGAGGGUCUCUUGCUGCAUGAGCCUGCUCCUCUGCACCAUGGCCAUCAAUAUCGCCUUCUGGAACAUUCCUGUAGAUCAGACCUCGCCAGUGCUAUUUGAAAUUGGUACAUUGCAAAUCACCUGGCAGGAGAUCAUGGUUGGUGUGGAGAGUGGUCUUCUUAUGUUUCCAAUCAACAUCCUCAUUAUCACUAUCUUCAGAAGCAUCAGACCUCGCAUAGUUUCAAAAUCUCCAAAAGCCGACCCUGAGGGGCAACCGAGACCUUCUGCAGUUACCGUACCAAGUCUUCUGAAGGAUACAGAGGAAGUGAUUUCAUUGGUGAGCAGAAGUCCGAGAAACAAGAUGCCCGAAAUGCACAGACUGGAGUCCAUAGCUGACCUCUGCCCUGCUUUGGACAAGCUGCAUGAAUUCAUCCAGCUCAUGCAGGGGGAGAGUGAGAGUGACCCCCAUUGGGUGUACUGCAGCAAGUUCCUCCUCGCCGGGCUCUGCCACCUCAUGAUGUGCCUGGAGAAAUUGGAUGGAAGGAACUUCCUGAGUCCAGAAGAGUACCAGCAGACCCUCAACAUCACCAACAUGCUGGUUCGCAAGGCUGAGAUGGUCUUCACCAGCCACUUGACCUACUGCCCUCCUCCCGUGAAGAAGAAGAAGACGAAGAGGUCGGCUGGCUGCUGGCUGCCCUGGUGGUGUGUGUUCCUGGGCUGGUUUCUAUUGCUGUCCAUCAGUGGAGUAUCGACUUUCUUCACCCUGUUGUACGGCUUUGAAUAUGGAAAAGAAAAGUCCAUCAAGUGGGUCAUGUCUCUGGGCCUCUCCCUUUUCCAGAGCAUCUUUAUACUGCAGCCUCUCAAGGUGAUAGGCGUUGCUGUGUUUUUUGCAUUACUGCUGAAACCUGUAGCUGUGGAGGAGACUGAAGAAAUUGAGCAAGUGCUAUUAGAGCAACAGGACAAAUGUAGACGGUACUCUGGCAGGGACACACUGUGAGGAAGCUGCAUUUAGCGGGAUAAGCUGUCUUUUCUGAUGAGCACAGCUGCAAUCCACAACACCCUCACUUCUUAAACACUCUUUUGCACUUAUUGGAAGUUUUACUUUCUAAAUAUAAAAAUUGCAUAACACGUUCUGCUGUUUUCUGUGUGUACAGAAUCUCAAAUGUCUGAUAAAGUUUUCACAGUAAACGCGUAAUUAAAUAGCUGUUGCUCUUGCAUGUCAAAGUGUUGCUUUUUUCAAGUCAUUUGCUAUCCACGAUUAUGUGUGUGUAUGCAAAGUAAAUCUCUGGUUUCAUGUUAUCUGUGGGCACAUUGCUAAUUUCAUGUCGACAGAUUAAAUUGGUUGAAUCCAUUUACAGCUUCAAAGGGCCCUGAAGCGGCAGUUUGGGGGUCAAAAAUUGUGAGACGUGCCAUCUUUGAGCUAUUUUGGAGCAAAUUUUUUGAAUAUCUACAGUACACUCUCUUGUUAUAUACGCUGUAUGUGUCAAAGGCUCUUCGGCUGAAUCCUUCUUCUUUUAGCAUGAAAAUUAUAAUGACAGAUUAUUUGCUAUUAGCGACUUUAAAAAUGUUGACAGGGACAGCAUUUAAAGUACAGCCACAGCCUACUGCUGUCAAUGUGACUAAUCGUCACAGCGUAUGACGACCGUCCUUUGAUGGCACACCGACGAGGACUUUCACUUUUAGAAGAGCGGGAAGGUGCAUUUGUGUAAUUUCACAUGUGGCAGCAAAUUACUAAUUGAAGACUUUUUUCAUUUCACCUCCGUCACGGUAAUACAUGCUGAAGGUGCAUGUCAUGACUUUUCAUCAUACAUGCCUACUUCUAUGUGCUUCACUCUGUCCUCCCUUUUGAAUGAUUCAUGCAGCGGACCAAACAACACUCCAAUUUAUGCUUUUGAUCGGGGAGUACAAGCAGACAUUUGCAGACAUUUCAGUGUCCUGUCUUAUAGCGUCUGUGCUUUAAUCAGAAAAACUACUUAAUUAUUACAACUAUUUAUAUUUAUUGUUUUCAACUAUCAGUACUGUAAGUGUGUUUGAGCAUGAAUAAACUCAUCUGUUAAAGUUUUCAUGUA